GUCACUGAGGUUGUUUUGUUGUUUCACAAGAUGUUCUAGGCACACACGGACGGAUAUUUUCAGGAAUGGAGGACUCGGAUCCGAAAACGCCGAUGCUGGGACGUAAGGAUGACCGGCUCACUCGGCGGUACUCCGUUAACUCACUGAGGAGACAGUUUGUCUCAAGACUGCCUGACAAGCUCCGCUCUGCUCGCGACCUCGAGUCUUCCACCUCCGACCUUGAUCUUUCCAGAACCAAAGGCUUAAGCAAAGGUGAAAAGGAGUACUAUGAUAAACAACUCGACACCUUGAAAUCGUUCGAGGAAGUCGAUGCUGUGAUGUCAUCUGACUCCAUCGUUGAGGAAAACCUCGAUGAACAAGCUCAGCAUGAAAGAGCGAUGCGGAUCUCUAAUUAUGCCAAUGUAGUGCUUCUGGCGUUUAAGCUGUAUGCUACAAUAAAGACUGGAUCCAUAGCCAUUGCAGCGUCAACACUAGAUUCGUUUCUUGAUCUCAUGGCCGGUGGCGUACUUUGGUUCACUCACCUGUCAAUGAAGAGCAUAAAUAUCUAUAAGUACCCUAUAGGAAAGUUGAGGAUGCAGCCAGUAGGCAUAAUCGUCUUUGCCGCUAUCAUGGCUACACUUGGCUUUCAGGUAUUGAUCCAGGCUGUAGAACAACUAGUUGAAGACAAAGGUUCUGAAGACAUGUCCUCAAGUCAAAUGAUAUGGAUGUGCACAAUCAUGAUAUCUGCUACUGUGGUGAAACUUGCCCUCUGGAUAUACUGUAAAAGCUCGGGAAACGAGAUUGUCCGUGCUUAUGCACAGGAUCACUUUUUCGAUGUGAUAACAAAUGUAGUCGGCUUAGUUGCAGCUGUUCUUGGUGAUGAGUUUUACUGGUGGAUUGAUCCUGUUGGGGCCAUCAUCCUUGCUGUGUACACUGUUACAAAUUGGUCUAAAACUGUCCUAGAAAAUGCAGUUUCGCUUGUGGGACAGUCUGCACCUCCUGAAGUCUUGCAGAAACUGACAUAUCUUGUCAUAAUGCACCCUCAAGUCAAGCGUAUUGACACUGUCCGUGCUUACACAUUUGGUGUUCUUUACUUUGUCGAGGUUGACAUUGAACUUCCAGAAGACUUACCAUUGAAAGAAGCUCACUUCAUUGGAGAGACUUUGCAGGAUAAGAUCGAGAAACUUCCAGAAGUCGAGCGGGCCUUCGUUCACCUUGAUUUUGAAUGUGAACACAAGCCAGAGCACUCUGUUCUCAGCAGACUGCCCAACAGCCAGUCUUGAAUUUGGAAUGCCUAAUCCAGUUUUCACAGAGAGACUCCUGUUCUCGUUGAUUUUAAAAUUUUGACUUUGGUCACUUUAUGAUCAUCCUUUGGUUAUAUCAGUAAAAUGCUUUUAGCCUCUUUAUAGCUUA
Messenger RNA from Juglans microcarpa x Juglans regia, 1392 nucleotides. Its product is annotated as metal tolerance protein 4-like. Gene Ontology annotation, molecular function: manganese ion transmembrane transporter activity. Bases 66 to 1262 code for a protein of 398 amino acids. NCBI's taxonomy places the organism in Eukaryota, Viridiplantae, Streptophyta, Magnoliopsida, Fagales, Juglandaceae. Gene Ontology annotation, cellular component: membrane. The transcript is spliced from 7 exons. Gene Ontology annotation, biological process: monoatomic cation transport; transmembrane transport. The record is from RefSeq and is a predicted model, not a curated record.